Messenger RNA from Dicentrarchus labrax (European seabass), 3029 nucleotides. RefSeq names its product SAM pointed domain-containing Ets transcription factor. Lineage: Eukaryota; Metazoa; Chordata; Actinopteri; Moronidae. Gene Ontology annotation, biological process: regulation of transcription by RNA polymerase II; cell differentiation. Gene Ontology annotation, molecular function: DNA-binding transcription factor activity, RNA polymerase II-specific; sequence-specific DNA binding. Gene Ontology annotation, cellular component: nucleus. The coding region runs from base 361 to 1365 and encodes 334 amino acids. The record is from RefSeq and is a predicted model, not a curated record. The transcript is spliced from 6 exons.
CAUCCAGUCACUUGCCCUCUCUCCUCACUUUGUACACACCCCCAGCAGGUGCUUUCACUUGAGGUUUAGUUUGCAGUUGUGCUCUAGGCUCUGACUUUCAGGUUAAGCUUAAACUGCACCACAGAGCCUAGGAGGGUCCGAGGCCUCAAGCUGGGGGCUCUGAGACAAUCAUCGAGGGGGGAAACAGAUUGCUGCACCUCUGCCCUCAGGUAGGGCCCAGGGCAUCCCGUCUGAGCUGAGCCUUUGGUCAGCACCGGGACAACAGGCCAGCCUUCAUCCUUCAACAGAACCAGAGCUGCACUGCAUCUGCUACCAUCCAGUCAAGGUUUUGCCUCUGAGCAUCUUUGCCUCGUAACAGUUAUGCAAAAUCCAGUGGGCAGUUUAUCAGAAGACACAGUGUAUGGAUCCAGGAUCGGGAUGACAGAGGACCCCCUCGCCAUCUUGGAGCGAAACAGAGGCUCUGGAGAACCCUGGGACAUGGUAGAGACCAAACCAAGUGUGGAAGCCCUUGAGCGGGGCAUACCGGGCCUCUACCUCUCCUGCUUCGACAUGCUCCUCACUGAAGACGCCACCUGGCUGGUGAAAGUUUCAGAGGCCUCCCCAACGCUGGCUGUACCCAUGACUCGCAUGGAGCAGCAGGAGGAACCAGAGCAGUGCCCAGUCAUUGACAGCCAGGAACAGGGACUCUCUCCUGUGCUGGAGGGCCAGGAGGAGGAGCGUUCUCUGGAGCAAGUGCAGAGCAUGGUGGUGGGAGAAGUGCUGAAGGACAUUGAAACUGCCUGCAAACUGCUCAAUAUCACCCCAGACCCUAUAGAGUGGAACACGGGGAAUGUCCAGAAGUGGCUGCUGUGGACCGAACAUUUGUACAGGUUGCCACAUGCAGGAAAAGCCUACCAGGACUUGACAGGAAAGGACCUGUGUGCCAUGAGCGAGGAGGAAUUUCGCCAGCGCUCACCACAGUGUGGAGACACGCUGCAUGCACACCUGGACAUAUGGAAGUCAGCUGCCUGGAUGAAAGAGCGGUGUUCAGUUGGAGAUACAAAAACUGCAGGUGGCGAGGAACUUUGGUCCGAGGCAGAUUCGUCUUGUUCAGGUCAGCCCAUUCAUCUGUGGCAGUUCCUCAGAGAACUCCUGCUUAAACCUCACAACUAUGGACGCUGCAUCCGCUGGCUCAAUAAAGAAAAAGGUAUUUUUAAAAUCGAAGACUCCGCUCACGUUGCGAGACUGUGGGGACUCCGAAAGAAUCGACCUGCCAUGAACUAUGACAAGCUGAGCCGCUCCAUACGUCAAUACUACAAGAAGGGCAUCAUCCGCAAGCCUGACGUGUCUCAGAGACUGGUGUACCAGUUUGUUCACCCAGUAUGAGGCACAACAUAGUGGGAGGAGGACAAACAAAAAGGACACGCUGUCUUACCGCCAUACACUUGAACACCUAAGCCUGAGAUGAAAAGGUGACAUGGAACACGUGCACUGACCAACCCCAAUGGUACACACUUCCACUGCCAACACUGAAACAACAGCUGGCAGCUGCUGCAUGAAGGCUUAUCUGUGCAUGGACCGAGAAGAAGAGGCAAAACAAUGUGGCUGUUGAGGCUUUUUUCCUGCUGCAGAAUGAAACAACAACACAUUAAAAACAGAAGAAAAAAGAAAUUAGUAAAUGAACUGCCUUGUCAUUUGCAUGAUCUGCCUGUUUAUUUUUCCAUAAUGUGAUUCUUAAUUAUCAUUAGCUCCAUUACCCCAAACAGUUAGAGCUGAUCGCUCUUACGUACAGGCUUCAGGAAAACGCCCAUCGCCCACGCACAGCUACAUUUGCUUUGUCUUUUUGUUUCGCUCAUCUUGACCACUGUCUCUGUUUGAAUUAGAGCCGGUUUCCCUGCCAUAGCUGAAAAUGUGGCUAGGAUUGUUUUGCUUCUUUUUUGGCUUUGGUCCUGGCUGUUAUAUACACAGUCAGCCAGUCUGUUAUCUGCAAGGUGCAGACAAGCAGACUUUAGUAGUUUGCUGAAUCUGGUUUCAAGCCCUUGGAGGACCCUUAAACCCUUCUGUGACUGUAUUGAUAAUGCCAUUUACUAAAUGUGAUUUUCUAAAGUGUAACUUGGUAAAGAGUGAUGCAUUCCUUUAAUAUUGUUGCUGAGAAGCCCUGCUUUAUAUAUAUAUAUACUUUAUGCUGACAACUGCGGUUUGUACUGCUGUACAAUAUCUUGCAUUUCAUGUUGUGGGUGUUUUAAUGUGGAGACCCAAAGUGUUACAAAUAAAUUAAACAGAUGUAAAAUAAAUAAUCAUAUAAGUAAAUUCAGACAAAAUGUAUUAUAUAACCAUGAAAGUGUAAAACAAUUAAAUGCAGUUUUUAGCUGUGUCAGCAGAGUGGCUCGUCCCCCUCCUCUGGAUGAGUUGUUAGAACUUUUAUGAUCCCUUAAUGUUUCAUCUAGUACCAUCACCAGGUCAAUAUUUAAGUUUGGCUGCAAAUCUAAUAAUAUUCCCAACAGCCUCAGCUCUACUUUGUGCUAAUUUGUGAAUGUUACCAUGUCAACACAAUAAACUAAGAUGGUGAACAUUGGAAACAUCAUACCUGCUAUACUUUAGCAUAUUAGCUUGUCGAUAGUAGCAUUUAGCUCAAAGCACCACUGUGGCAAUUCUCCUUCCAGCCCUUUACGUUACAGAAGACUCUUAAACUCUGCUCAUCAUCAUCGUCACUUAAAGUCUUUCAACCAAGAAAAAACAGGACAGAAAAAAGUGCUGGAAUUGAAUAAACAUUACCUGUGAUAAACUCUUUUAUUUUGAAAGGAAGCUGGUUGAAAUAUAAUUUCACUCCAGAUUUUAUUUGAUUAUUUCACAAUUUGUUUGUCAUGUAUUUUUGUCUGCAUUUAUUUACAUGAAUAUUUAUUUCAUAUUCUUUAAAUGUAAUUAAUUUUAAAACUUUGGGGCUGCGUAUUUUACACUCAGUUCUUACUACAGUGCUUAAUGUCUGCCUGAGCAAGGAUAGGAUAUCCAAGCUUCAAACAGGGCUCAAUAAACUUUAUUUUUAAAAUGAA